AUGUGGCAUACCCUGCGCAGGGUGUGUAAGCCAGGCCUGGGAGCUGUUGGGCGAGGCCGUCGUCUUUCAUCAUGUCGUCAUAACUCUACUAUCGCCCAGCUGCGUGCACCCAGUCCUAGCUGCGCAGACGAGCGGGCGCAUAUCGAUUCCGUCCACGAGCUGCUCGACGAAACGGGAGUUUUGAAGAUCAAAUUGGGUUUCGAGGACGACGAGAGCCGUUACAUGCAACAGCUCAUUCUGGGCCUGCACAAGCACCACGGACAUGGCCUGCCCAUUACGCACUCCGCGUCUCGGGGCUGGUUCUGGGACGUCCGCCCUCUCCCUGGCGCGCAUCCAACGGCGGAUAAGCCGGCUCGCUCAGAAACGGCACAGGACUUUCCAUGGCAUACGGAUUGCAGCUACGAGCACCUUCCGCCCCGGUUCUUUGCUUUGCAGGUGCUGCAGCCCGAUCGCUGCGGCGGAGGGACGUUGUCGAUUCUCAGCAUCGAUAUGCUUGUACGUCUACUGUCCCCGUCGACGAGGACGUCGCUGUCCAGGCCCGAAUAUCGCAUCACAGUCCCUCCUGAAUUCAUCAAGAGUGACGAGCGGCACAUCACCGCCGGCUUACUGGGAGAAGAUCCUGGUAACGGGGCACCCGAGUUUCGAUUUCGCGAAGAAAUCCUUUGUCCCCUCACUGCCGGCGCGAAGAUGGCGCUUCAGGAGCUUGGAGCAGUGCUGUCGAGCCCGCAGGCCAAGGCGGCGACACUGCACCUGACGCCCGAAUUGCUUCCUCGAGGAUCAGUGAUCCUGAUCAACAACAGGCGGUGGCUUCACGCCCGGAGCGAGGUCAGAGAUCCACAUCGCCACUUGCGUCGAGUGCGCUGGGAUGCUCGACCAUUCGUUGCGGGGGAUUCGCGAGUUGUGUGA
Molecule: messenger RNA, 906 nt
Organism: Uncinocarpus reesii 1704
Lineage: Eukaryota; Fungi; Ascomycota; Eurotiomycetes; Onygenales; Onygenaceae
Exons: 2
Coding region: 1-906 (301 amino acids)
Molecular function (GO): oxidoreductase activity
Source: RefSeq, a predicted model, not a curated record